Molecule: messenger RNA, 2031 nt
Organism: Bombus huntii
Lineage: Eukaryota; Metazoa; Arthropoda; Insecta; Hymenoptera; Apidae
Product: tektin-B1
Exons: 7
Coding region: 563-1831 (422 amino acids)
Biological process (GO): cilium movement involved in cell motility; cilium assembly
Cellular component (GO): nucleus; microtubule cytoskeleton
Source: RefSeq, a predicted model, not a curated record
AAUAUUCACAUUUAAUAAAAAGCAAGAUGAUUUUAAAAAUUAUUGGCCCUUUUCGCAAAAAUAAAAGUUAUUUAUAAAUGAGAAUUCGAAAACAUUAUAGUAAUACUUCGGAUAGAUAACGGAUAUUGAGAGAUUUCUACUAGAUUGACAAAAAGAUGCAAACUACGCUUUUACAAAAUUAUCGUUUAUACUUUUAAUUAUGAAAUAGAAACAUUGUACGUUCAUUAAAAAUUAUAGUUUAAUAAUGUAGAUCUAUUCAACUUUUUAUAUACUGGAUUAAUUUUUCCCUAUUUUCCCCAAUAACUAUUUAAAAAAUGAUUUAUAAUUAUAGAAUAAUUGCGUAGGAUAAAAUAUUAUUAAAUCAAUAUUUUGUUACUUUGGUGACCAAACAUCAGUUUCUUAUUUCUGAUAAUAUUAAGCUAAUAUUUUUUGUGUAACUUUGAUAUAUAAACAUUAACAUUUCUGUUAAUUGUUUAAAUUAUGGCUAAGUCUGUAACUACAUAUGAAAAACCUUUACCACACAUAAGUAGGAAUAAAUUAUAAUUUUUAAUUAUUUAUAUGCAUGACAUACAAUUUCUUUAUAAUAGAUUUAGCAGAUUGGUAUGCUAAACAAUGGAAACUCCAGGAAAAUGCAGCUUUCAGAAGUGCAGAGGCAUUUGAAUUAAGAAAUACAGGAAAAAUUGUUCGCUCAGAGACAAUGGUAAAAACAAUAUGGGAUACAUACAUGAAUAAUACUCGCCUUGCAGAUAGAGUAACAGAAUUAUCACGUUGGAGAGAGUUACUACAGAAUUUGCUAGAUAAAUUAAUUGCAGAGUUAAAGUUCUUACAAGAUGAGAAAGUCGAUACAGAGAAAGAAUUAGAAACUUUAAAUUAUCCACUACAAUUAACAGCAGAAUGUAUUUCCAUGAGGGAUUGCCGUAGAGGAACAGAACUUACUUAUGAUGAAGCUGAUACAGAAUUGAAAAAAGAACUUUGUGUCAUUGAAAAUAUUAAGAAAUCAUUAACUGAUAGGGUGCAAGCUGCGUGGGAAAAAUUAAAUCGUUUAGAAGAAGUUAGAUUUCAAAUCCAAUUAGAAGUGGAAGAUAAAGAUGAAACUAUUAAAAUAGAGAAAGAAAAUCUUAAUUUAGAUCGAACAUGUGCAAAUAUUAGCUAUAAACCAAAUGCAUUAAGAACUCCAAAAGGUUCAAUACCUUAUGAAGCUUGGUUGGAACAUUGCCGUUAUAUUAAAAUGUUAGCUGAUAAUGAAUUAAGCGAUGUAUAUAAUUUACGAGAAGCUAUAAAUAUAAUGCGUGAACGUGCCAGAAAUGAUAUUAAAGCUCAGCAAGACGUAACAGAUUUUAGUUUACGGAAAAGAAUUUAUCAGACACAGAAAGCUAGGAAUGAAUUAGAAUGGCAAAAGCUUAAAAUCCAAAAGGAAAUGGAAAUUUUACAAAAAGAAAUAGUUAGACUAGAAGACGCAUUAAUGCAUAAAAUUGAUUCGAUAAAAUGUGCAGAGACAAGAUUAGAAAAUCGUACUUAUCGUCCUGGUUUUGAACUCUGUCGUGAUGAAGCUGAAUUAGGUUUGAAAGACGAAAUUUUACAUUUGCGACAAACUGAAAAAGACUUAAAAAGUGUAUUGGAAAAUUCAAAAGGGGCAUAUAAUAAUUUGGAAAGCUUACUUUUGGAAGUUGAUAGAAAUUUAGAUGAUAAACAACAUUCUUUGGCAACAGAUGUGAUGUGUUUAGAUAUGAGGGCAACAUUAAAAACAGGAGAUAGAACACGUUUGCCAAACGAAACAGAUCGUAAUAUUGUUCUUACACGUAUGGAAAAAGAGAUACCGCUUGAAUCAUGAAUGAAUUGUAAUAUUUACACAAAUCCAUUAGAAAAAACAUUCAUUCAAUAUAUAAAAUGUCUAUUUAUUGUAGUACUUUUCAGUAGUAGUUUUCAUUAUACACAAUAAACUUAUUAUUUGCAUAUGCUUAUGUGCCAGUAUUAAUAAUAUCUGGUUUGGCUUUAAUUAAACUGUAUUCUGAAAUAAACGAGUCUGUCAAU